Molecule: messenger RNA, 546 nt
Organism: Fukomys damarensis (Damara mole-rat)
Lineage: Eukaryota; Metazoa; Chordata; Mammalia; Rodentia; Bathyergidae
Gene: Timm10
Product: translocase of inner mitochondrial membrane 10
Exons: 3
Coding region: 164-436 (90 amino acids)
Biological process (GO): protein insertion into mitochondrial inner membrane
Cellular component (GO): mitochondrial inner membrane
Source: RefSeq, a predicted model, not a curated record
AGGAGGCGGGACUUCCCUCCGGGAAGUGACCCACGUGCUUCCGGCGUGCUUUACCCGUGCGCCGGGUGGGUUUGUACAGUAGUAUUUGCCCGAAGUUGGCGGCGCUGGGCCCCCUGAGAGCUGUUCCAGGCCGUGCACUAGGUCUCCUGCGGUGCUGGGCUCCAUGGACCCGCUCAGGGCCCAGCAGCUGGCGGCCGAGCUGGAGGUGGAGAUGAUGGCCGACAUGUACAACAGAAUGACCCAUGCCUGCCACCGGAAGUGUGUGCCGCCCCUCUACAAGGACGCAGAGCUGUCCAAGGGCGAGUCGGUGUGCCUGGACCGGUGCGUCUCCAAGUACCUGGACAUCCACGAGCGCAUGGGCAAGAAGCUGACGGAGCUGUCCAUGCAGGAUGAGGAGCUGAUGAAGAGGGUGCAGCAGAGCUCCGGGCCCGCAUGAGGCCGGCAUGGUCGCCAGGGUCCCAGUGUAGUAGAGGGUGUUGGCCACACUGGCGUGUGUGUGACUGUGUACAUGUGUAUAUAUUAAACUCCCUGUUGAUGCCUUGUGUG